Rhopalosiphum padi (bird cherry-oat aphid) is the source of this 567-nucleotide messenger RNA. RefSeq lists its product as uncharacterized. The record is from RefSeq and is a predicted model, not a curated record. The transcript is spliced from 3 exons. The coding region runs from base 16 to 567 and encodes 183 amino acids. NCBI's taxonomy places the organism in Eukaryota, Metazoa, Arthropoda, Insecta, Hemiptera, Aphididae.
UACUCAGAUAGUUGGAUGAUUCUUUGUCUUUUGUUUCAGAUACGGUCUCCAUCGGGUUAUAACUUUUUACGACAGCAAAACUUAUUACCAUUACCAUGUACUGAAACUAUUCGAACACAUUUAUUGGCUGUCAAGCAUGAGUGUGGAUUUGACAUAGGAUUUUUUAAGUUGUUGAAAAUAAAAUUUGAAGAAAAAAGUGAAGAGCAAAAAAAAGGAGUUCUCCUUUUAGAUGAAACUUUCUUGAGGACAAGUCUUAGUGUUACAACUUGUACAUUAUCCUACAGUGGUCAGGAAGAUUUUGGAGGGGAAAUUGAAAGUAAAGUUGGAAGUCCAGAACUAGCUGAUCAUGGCCUUGUUUUUAUGUGCCAGAGUCUAGCAGAUAAUAUUACUCAACCUAUAGCCAUUUUUGCCUCUAAAGGUCCAGUGAAAGGAAUUGAUUUAGUACAGUUAGUGAUCAAAGCCAUACUUUUGUUGGAAGAUGCAGGUUUACAAGUCAUGGCACUAACUUGUGACAGUGAAUCCACUAAUACAGCGGUUCUCAACCGGGGGUCCGCGAGUACGUAUUAG